GGGGGGGCGCCCGGGCCCCGUGGCGGGUUCACCGCUCUCGGCUGUGAGGUCCUGAGCGGCUGGCGCGGCUCGGCUCCUGCUGUCGGCGCCGCCUCGGUCCCACUGCCCGCCCUGGGUAGCGUCUCCGCCCUCGGCGGGAGCGCAGCGCGCUCAGACUGACUGGCUUUUUCUUCAUCUUUCGGCCCUCGUCCGCGCCCCUCGUGCCCCUGCGGGGAUUGGCGCGAGUCACCUUGGCGUCUCCUUAACUCUUGUGCCCCUGGCGUCACCUCUGGCUCUCGCAGUGCCGACUUCUUGGCACAGCGGAGCUCGGGCCCGGUAUCUCCGUAGGGGCUCUCAGUGGCCCCUUCUGGGCUCAGUCCGGGAACCAGUUUGUUGGGGGAGAACACCGUCCCCAUUGCGGGGCCUGGGUGUUCGAUUUUCUGCGAAGCACCGAAAGGUGACUUCCCGCGAGGGCGAUGAAGUAGCCCGAGAGGCGCAUCCCCGACGGUCUCGGACCUAAGCAGCCCGGCGGACUUCGGGGCGACCUCCCGCGGGACUUGGCCCGGCAUAUGCAGACAUUCGGGCCUGCCGCGGUGGCGGCAGUGGGGCGUCGAGUCGAGAGGCCAACCGACCGACGCGCCACCCGCGCGCUUGGCACUGUGCGCUCUGCCUAUCCGCCCGGAGUCUCCAAGGCAAGGGACGCACUCGGCGGCUCCAAGCCACGUGCUCCCUGCGCGCGGUGCGUGCAGAGGCCCGCGCGCAAAGCCCGCCGGGCGGGGGAUGCGCGCCUGCGCGCCGCGACCUCCCUGCCCCCACAGCUCCCCGGGACUUUGUCCGCCAGGGGGCGAGAGCGGGCGGAGCUGGGGUCCGGGGUCCGGGGAGCGGGGUGGGCCGACAGGUGGGCCGAGGGGUCCCGCAGGCCGGGACGCCUGUUGGUAUUGGCGGCUGUGUCGUGUGGAAAAAAUUACCGGGCGCCCGGGGCGGCGCUGCCUUUUGGAUCCUGGGCGGAGUCCCACCCACGAGGUGCGGUCGGGACCCCUAGCCUUCGCGGGGAGGCCGGGACUUGGUUACUCCGGAGGCAGGCCCCGGCCUGGGGCACCGCCAAGCAGCGGUUUGCGGCCUCUAGGAAUAGCGGUCGGAUUUGGGGGUCAGUGUGCUUUGGUUUUUUUCAGAGACCUGAUCUGGCCGGGGCGGUGCGUUCUCGCGGGUCUUCCAGGCUGGCGCGCCAGUGGGGCCCUCCCCGAGCGCAGGCCCCUCCCUCCUUGCCUUAUUUAUUUCUGGGACAUAUCCUGCCACCUUCCUAGACGGCUCGAGGGGCGGGUUCCUUGCACUUGGAAGCAGGCUGAUGGGCGUGAGUGUCCGGGGCUCGUCCACCCGGCCCGACGGGUUGGGGCUGUGGCGCCACAUGGCUCCUUUCCUAGGAAGCGCCAGGGGGCAGUGGGAACCGCCACAGGGGCCGCUGUAGCGGGCCUUAAAGGAUGGGAAACCCGAUCACAGAUGCCCCCGCCGGCCUUCCUUUCACCGGACCAGUGGGAAAGGGACCAGUGGGAGAGGGACCGCAGGGACAUUAGGCCCUUCUCCACGUGUCGCGUGCGACUCUUAAUUUGGGAUGGACGCAACAGACCAGUAGUAAGCGCCUUUGCUUACCCUGGGGUUGCUCGGAAGACUUACUGGUUACUGGUUCCUUCUUCCCUUUUGAAGGACUUAAAGGAGAAGAAGGAAGUUGUGGAAGAGGCAGAAAAUGGAAGAGACGCCCCUGCUAACGGGAAUGCUAAUGAGGAAAAUGGGGAGCAAGAGGCUGACAAUGAGGUAGAUGAAGAAGAGGAAGAAGGUGGGGAGGAAGAGGAGGAGGAAGAAGAAGGUGAUGGUGAGGAAGAGGAUGGAGAUGAAGAUGAGGAAGCUGAGUCAGCUACGGGCAAGCGGGCAGCUGAAGAUGAUGAGGAUGACGAUGUUGAUACCAAGAAGCAGAAGACUGACGAGGAUGACUAGACAGCAAAAAAGGAAAAGUUAAACUAAAAAAAAAAGGCCGCCGUGACCUAUUCACCCUCCACUUCCCGUCUCAGAAUCUAAACGUGGUCACCUUCGAGUAGAGAGGCCCGCCCGCCCGCCCACCGUGGGCAGUGCCACCCGCAGAUGACACGCGCUCUCCACCACCCCACCCAAACCAUGAGAAUUUGCAACAGGGGAGGAAAAAAGAACCAAAACUUCCAAGGCCCUGCUUUUUUUCUUAAAAGUACUUUAAAAAGGAAAUUUGUUUGUAUUUUUUAUUUACAUUUUAUAUUUUUGUACAUAUUGUUAGGGUCAGCCAUUUUUAAUGAUCUCGGAUGACCAAACCAGCCUUCGGAGCGUUCUCUGUCCUACUUCUGACUUUACUUGUGGUGUGACCAUGUUCAUUAUAAUCUCAAAGGAGAAAAAAAACCUUGUAAAAAAAGCAAAAACGACAACAGAAAAACAAUCUUAUUCCGAGCAUUCCAGUAACUUUUUUGUGUAUGUACUUAGCUGUACUAUAAGUAGUUGGUUUGUAUGAGAUGGUUAAAAAGGCCAAAGAUAAAAGGUUUCUUUUUUUUCCUUUUUUGUCUAUGAAGUUGCUGUUUAUUUUUUUUGGCCUGUUUGAUGUAUGUGUGAAACAAUGUUGUCCAACAAUAAACAGGAAUUUUAUUUUGCUGAGUUGUUCUAACAAA
Messenger RNA from Macaca mulatta (Rhesus monkey), 2660 nucleotides. RefSeq names its product prothymosin alpha (gene PTMA). Lineage: Eukaryota; Metazoa; Chordata; Mammalia; Primates; Cercopithecidae. The record is from RefSeq and is a predicted model, not a curated record. Gene Ontology annotation, molecular function: histone binding. Gene Ontology annotation, cellular component: nucleus. Gene Ontology annotation, biological process: positive regulation of transcription by RNA polymerase II; negative regulation of apoptotic process.